UGAGAAAUCCAUUUUUUUUUUUUUUAUUGUUUCAGUAGAUUAAUUUCUGAUUAGAUUAAUUUAUGAUACUUUGUGAUUACUCCCCCUCCUCCUUUCCAACUUUCAAAACUCUGUAUCAGUCAAGCCGAAAGCCUACAUGAAAGGGGAGGCGAAUUUUAUUUAUGUGUGGUAACUUUCACAAGGGCCUGGGAUACCAUUUUUAAUUAUUAUAAUGAAAUGAGUUCGGUUAUACAAUCUGUUUCGUUUCGGUGUUUCAUUUCGUUUUGGUAGAUUUCGUUUCGAUUUCGCACUUUAUGGGUACCUCUUCUAAAUGCCGAACGUUUGGUGAGGGGAAAAGCACCACACAUUUCAACGUCCAUGGAUAGAGGGUAGCUCAAAGCGAACCCCCUCACUUCUGAGCUGCCAUGGCCGGUAUUCUGAAAGGGGGUUAGAAUGUUAUAUUUGAUACCGAGUAUAGGAAUAUUUCAUAAAUCGAAACACAAUCACGUGAAAAAUAAAUAAAUGAAUAAUAAUAAUAAUAAUGAAAAACACCGAGGAAAGGGAAGUUUGAGAAUAGGAAUUAAAAAAAAAGAAGAAAAAUCACUAAAAAGAGCUUUAUUUAUCAUUUCUAAUUCUCUGAAUUAAAUUUAUAUAUCAAAUCAUACAUGUAUGGUUUUACUCUUAUCAAAAUUCUUUACAACCACCUCUUUAAGCAAGACAAGGAUAGGUCUCGUAAUUCUGUUUACUGUGAAAUUCAACACUUAUUGGGACACCAGAUUGAAAUCUUCCCACAAUGCAACACAAUAAUCAUUACACCGCACACUUUAGUAUUUAUCUUAAUGUAUUUGUCCUGUGUUUAACCUUCCAGAAACAUUGAUAAGCUCAUCAUAAAAACACAAUCAGAGCAGUUUACAUUAAAACACGAUCGCUCGCUAAUUUUUUUUAUGAGCCUCUUAUACAAUACUUUAUUGGUUAGUCUAUAAACCCCAUCCAAAUCACAUCCGAUGUCGAGUAUGACUGUGACAUAGUCACAGUUCUUUAAAUCCGCACUUCGGUUAAGAAAGGAUCGAAACGCACCACGUCUCUGAAACUAACAACACCGGCGCGUGCGUUGUAUAUUCACAGAGCGCGGGAAAAUAGAUAGUUUACACUUUACCGGACAAUCAGAUGUUAACCGCCCUUUGAUCUCGUACAGAAGUGGUACAAAGACUACAUUAAUAUUUUUUUGAAAGCACCUGCUGUAUCGAUUUAAAGUUUGUUGGAUUUGUAGUGCGGCCGAUCUUGUCCUUAGUGUAUGGAUGUAGAGCAUGGGAUGGAUAGUUCUGGAGUCUGGACAACGUGAUUGAACGUAUAAGAAAAGAAUCAUCGGCACCAUGUCGUGGAAUACAACAGAUAAUGACACAGCCAUAUUCAGUCCACCGGAAAUACCAAUCUGGGGAUUCUGGGUAAAGCAAGUUGCGUCCCCUAUCAUUACUGUUGUCGGUUUAACCGGAAACACUUUAUCUUUCCUGGUAAUGGGAUGUUCUAAGAGAUUGCGUAAACGGUCCUACAGUCAGCUUCUGUGUAUGUUAGCUGUAUUCGACAGCCUCAACCUGGUGAUCAAUCAAAUAGAACUGAUCGAUGAGAUGCUCAUCUACAAGUCAGGAUUCGAAAGCAGUUUCUUCAUUAAUUUUCAAAACAGUGUAUGUAAAUUAUACAACUUCCUGAAACACGUUUUUCUCCUCGUGUCGUCAUGGCUGGUCGUGUGUCUCUCCGUGGAACGAGUGCAAGCCGUGUGUUUCCCGUUCAGGAAGAAGCUGAUCCGCAGAAGAAACAGCGUGUUCAUUCUGGUGGUCCUAAUGAUAGUCAUCCUCUCCUUAACCCAGAUUUAUCGAGUUCUAUUUAUAGAAAACGUGUACGGACGGUGCAGUGCAGCGGAAGAGCAUUUGAUCCUUUACGUUUACCUCCACCAAUACGUGUAUCACCUGGCUCUUCUCUUUGGGCUUCCCUGCAUCAUCGUCCUGUCCUGCAAUCUCGCGGUCAUUUACCAGAUUUAUGUCAUCAGAAAAGAGGCGGGAAAUGACCGGCCGCGAUCAUUAAAUAACACGCGGAAAGCCACCACCAUGUUGCUGUUGAUCGGGUUUGUAUUCGUUAUUACCAUGUUUCCUCAAUUUGUGGGUACCAGCAUUAUUCUAUACUACGCGGAGGAGAGCAGACAGCAUAUAGGACGGUAUCUGUUGUUGAAUAUGAGACCGUAUUUCGAACUCUUCGCUGUAGUAGGUUAUGCCAACUACUGCAUCAAUUUCUUCAUAUAUGUUCUUUGUGGAAAAUCGUUUAGGCGGGAAUUACGACGUGUGUUUUCACGUACACGACGGGGAAGUUUCUUUGGGGGAACGCGAACUAGAACCAAAGAGGAAGUGAUGCGGUUACAAUGAUCAUUUAAUCGGAAGUGACGACUUAUAUUGAUAUGUUACAAGGAAGUGACGUGUUACAAUCAAUGAUUAGUUUACAGGUUAUGACGUAUUACAAAGAUUAUGCUAUGUAGUUUAUAUACAAAACAUGGAAGUUUUAUUUUUGAAUGAUUCAUUAGAUCAAACAGUAAAUCAAAUGAGUACAAUGAUUAGUGAAAAGAAAGUUUUGUUCGAAUGCAGAGUUAAACGAAGGAAGUGAUGACGCAGUAAUAAGCAAAUUGAAUAUCAUAGGAAGGCGAUGACCAGCUGAUAUGAUUACUUAAAUGGUUAGAGCAAGGAUAGAAUUAUAUUAUUACUGUAAUAAUGAAUAUGGUAGGAGAUACGAUGCAGUUUAAGUCAAUCAAUGAACUACUUCAUUAAUAUAUUUAAAAGAACUCGGUUGUAUUGAACUCACUGUUAUGAGGACUGAUUCAAGGGAAACAUCCUGCCAAGUUUUGAAAUAUGUGAAGAAUUAUUUGGUUGUGAUAUUUGUUGGCCAUAAGUAAUGUCAUGGAUCUGAUAAUAAAGACAAUGUAAAUAUAUCUACCACACGGAUA
Molecule: messenger RNA, 2965 nt
Organism: Ostrea edulis (European flat oyster)
Lineage: Eukaryota; Metazoa; Mollusca; Bivalvia; Ostreida; Ostreidae
Product: growth hormone secretagogue receptor type 1-like
Exons: 3
Coding region: 1353-2393 (346 amino acids)
Biological process (GO): G protein-coupled receptor signaling pathway
Cellular component (GO): plasma membrane
Molecular function (GO): G protein-coupled receptor activity
Source: RefSeq, a predicted model, not a curated record